Molecule: messenger RNA, 1804 nt
Organism: Chenopodium quinoa (quinoa)
Lineage: Eukaryota; Viridiplantae; Streptophyta; Magnoliopsida; Caryophyllales; Amaranthaceae
Exons: 2
Coding region: 351-1505 (384 amino acids)
Source: RefSeq, a predicted model, not a curated record
AUGGGCCAAAAUAUUAUGUAGGACUCUUUAUGUAUAUCUAGGACUAACUACAGUACUAUUUGUCUAAGUGUAAUAACGUUAAAGACGUGCCUGUUAGAAUAUAUGCAAAUAUAUUCUUGUAUAUAUCUCUUGUUUAUAUUAGUUAAGUGUAUAUUUAGGAUUAAUCCUUUCCUAGUUUGUUACCGUAAUUAUAGCAUUAGAUUGCUAUUGUAAUUUGUAUAUAAUAUUUACACAGCUAAUGAAAUGAUCCAACGAUCAUAUCACUUUCAUGGUAUCAGUAGGGUUUCGAUCCUAAUCUCAUCUCUCACGGCCCAUCUUCUUCUUCCCCUGUUCUUCCGCUGCAACAUUCCAUGGCUGACACUCCCAAAUAUCACCCUGCUUUGACAAUCACUAAUGUCAAAUCCCUUAUCCCGAUCACUUUGGAUGCCAACCAAGGCUUGUAUCACUCUUGGGCCGCCCUCUUUAAAGUGUUAUGUAGGGUUCACGACCUUACAGCACACAUCGUCCCUCCUACGGAAGCUGCUGAACUCGAAGCAUAUGAGAAAUCCAAGAAGGCAGACAUGGCUUUUUGGCGAAGACUCGAUGCCGCGGUCCUAAAUUGGAUAUACAGUUCCAUUUCUUCCGAUCUUCUCACUGCCAUCCUCCUCAAGGAUGACACCGCUCAAGGUGCCUGGACACGUUUAGAAUCUAUGUUCCAGGACAAUAAGGCAUCACGAGCAUCCCAUCUCGAACAAGAGCUCGCAGACCUUGAUUUCGAAAAUUUUUCCUCCAUUGAUGGCUAUUGUAAUCACAUCAAAUCCCUCGCCGAUCGUCUUGCGGAUGUUGAUGCUCCGAUUCUCGAUACCCGUCUAAUUCUCAAGCUCACCGCCGGACUCCCUGAGGCAUAUGCCGGCACGAUUGAUUUCAUUCAAAAUCAAGAGCCGCUGCCAUCCUUUGAAAGCUGCCGGUCCCGUUUAAAAUUGGCCGAACGAGCCAUCAAAAAUCGUCUGGCUAAAGAGGGGGGGACCACCAGCCGUUCUCCGACUGCUCUCGUCUCCGGUCAGCACCAUUCCGCAACCUCUGCGAACUCCUCCAGGUCGAACAAAAAGUCCAACCAUUCCAAGAAUUUUGACUCUAAACCCGCAAACAAGCCGCGCAAUUCUGGCCCAGCCCAGCAGCAGCAAUCCGGCCCAAUGCGACAGUGGCAGUUUCAGCAAGCUCCUUGGCUUGCACAGUGGGCUCCGUAUUGGGCCAAUCCUCCGUGUCCAUACCCCGCCCAGUCUUGGGCUCCAAGGCCGGCUUCUUCUUCGACAGGGUCACGGCCUGGUGGGCCUGGUAUUCUAGGCCAUGCUCCGCAAGCUUACCAUGCCACGGAUAAUGGUCCUAAUCCAACUCCGACGCACAUUGAAGCCGCUUUGCAGAUGCUAGCUAAUAUCAAUCGCCCGGAUACUAAUUAUUAUAUGGAUACUGGAGCAACAUCUCAUAUGACGGCUGACCAAGACGGGAGCCCACCUAAUGAGAUGUGACAGUUCCGGUGACCUAUAUCCACUCUUUCCUCCUAAUCAAGCCAACCCUUCAUUCCAACAUUCUAAUUUUACUGCUCUCUCUUCCGAUCUAUGGCAUAAUCGACUUGGACACCCGGGAGAUGUUGUUCUUAGAUCCUUAAGUAGUAAAAUUUUUAUUGAAUGUAAUAAGGCUUGUAAUUCUUUUUGUUCUUCGUGUCCAUUAGGGAAACACGUUAAACUUCCUUUUUAUGAUUCUAUGUCGCACACUGCUUUACCUUUUGAUAUAAUUCAUAGUGAUCUAUGGACUUCCCCUAUUGUCA